Messenger RNA from Erigeron canadensis, 1326 nucleotides. RefSeq names its product APO protein 4, mitochondrial. Gene Ontology annotation, molecular function: RNA binding. The record is from RefSeq and is a predicted model, not a curated record. Lineage: Eukaryota; Viridiplantae; Streptophyta; Magnoliopsida; Asterales; Asteraceae. The coding region runs from base 61 to 1023 and encodes 320 amino acids. The transcript is spliced from 2 exons.
AAAAAACCCUCAUUGCAUUUUGCAAAGUGAGUUCAAUCAUUCAUUCUUGAUUCAAGAUUUAUGAAGAACCUUACAAGACUGUUAUUAUUAUACAACCACAACAUGAUAAUCAGACACUAUAAAUCAAACCCACCAAAAAUAGAUUUAAGAAAAUUAAGACCCAUGAUUCUUAAACGGAUCGAAAACAGGGCCAAAGAUUACCCGAUUAAAGCCAUGGUUCCUGUUGCUUAUGAUGUUUUAAAACUUAGAACACGUUUGUUACAAGAUGUUUCCACCCUUCUUCAAGUUAUUCCCAUUUGGUCAUGCAAAUUCUGUCCAGAAGUAUAUAUAGGGGAAAAGGGUCAUGCAAUUAAGACUUGUCAUGGUUACAAACGACAUGCCAAGAAUAAGCUUCAUGAAUGGGUCGUAGGGGGAAUAAAUGAUAUAAUUGUCCCAGUGGAUACAUUUCAUUUAAAAAACAUGUUUCAGGAGGUAAUAAAACACGAUCAGCGAUUUGAUUACAACCGUGUGCCUGCAGUUGUAGAACUCUGUUUACAAGCAGGUGCAACUCUUGAUGAAAAAGAUAUAUCGACAGACAAGUUGGAAUAUCCAGUUGCGGAAUCUUUGUCGCCUGAUAAUCUGAGAUUUGUAGCUGCCAGAACUUUGAAGUCAUGGGAGGGGGUUAGAUCGGGUGUCCAGAAGUUAUUAAUGGUUUAUUCAGCUAAAGUUUGUAAAUAUUGUUCAGAGGUUCAUGUUGGGCCAUCAGGGCAUAAAGCUCGUUUAUGUGGCGUUUUUAAGUAUGAGAGCUGGCGUGGGGCCCAUCUUUGGAAGAAAGCUCAAGUUGAUGAUUUGAUACCUCCAAAGGUUGUGUGGUUCCGAAGGCCUCAAGAUCCUAAGGUUCUUGAUGACAAGUGGCGGUCUUUUUAUGGACAUGCACCUGCAGUGAUUGAUUUGUGCACGAAGGCUGGUGCUAUAGCACCACCUAAGUACCAUUGCAUGAUGAAACUGCAGGGGUUACCGGCGGAUCUUCCAUUCAGGCCUUGAGCUUGAUUUGUGGGGUCUAGUUUAGCGUUCUUUCCAUGCUCUGGGUGUUAUUUGGUGGCUAAUUGAUGUUGCUUCAGGAUUGGGUCACAACAUGCUUGUGCUAUUACUUCUUAGAGUAAACUUCAUUGAAGCAUUGAGUUCAUGGUAUGCACACAAGACCCGUUUUCUAAGUUGCAGUUUUCUACUAGUUUUAUGGAGCAUUGCACCUUCCCAAAGAUUAGUAUGCACAAAUUUAAAAGUUAAAUGUUUAUAGAAGCAGAAGCACGAGUAUAGAGAAUAGUUAUGCUGGCGGGCUUUGUACAU